AUGGAGCGCAGCAGCAGCCAUGACAAUCAUCAUCAUCAUCAUUUCCUCCUGUUGACAUUUCCAGCCCAAGGCCACAUUAACCCAACACUGCAAUUUGCGAAGCGCCUCCUCCUCACUGGCGCUCGUGUCACCUUCGUAACAAGCUUAUCCGCCCACCGCCGCAUGCUCCAAAAUACUUCUACCUUCGCUUCUUUCCCCGAAGGCCUAACCUUCGCCCCUUUCUCCGACGGAUAUGACGAUGGCUUCAAACCCCAUGAAGCCACCCAUUCCAACUUCCUGUCCGAACUCAGAACCCGUGGUUCAAAGUUCCUUACCGACCUUGCUGCCAACCUCGGCAAGGAAGGUCGCCCCAUCACCUGCAUCGUAUACAGCCUCGUCAUGCCUUGGGCUGCCCAUCUCGCACGUAACCUCCGCGUUCCCUCCGCCCUUCUCUGGAUUCAGCCCGCAACCGUACUUGACAUCUAUUACUACUACUUCCACGGCUAUGAUCAAGAUAUGAUGAGGAGGAGGAGGACUAGUACGGAUGAUCACAUAUUAAUGGAGCUUCCUGGAGAUUUACCCGCACUCACAAGCAGAGAUGUUCCUUCAUUCUUCCUCGAAUCAAACGACCGCACCAAAUCAGCUCUUCAAGCGUUUCAAGAACAGUUUGAGACGUUGGAAGAAGAAGAAGAAGCGAAGCCAUGGGUCCUGGUGAACACGUUCGAUGCCCUGGAACCCCAAGCCCUAGCAGCCAUUUCUGAUAAGCUUAAUCUGAUUGGGAUCGGACCUUUGCUCCCAUCGGCUUACUUAGAUGGUAAUGAUCCCUCCGAUAAAUCUUUCGGAGCAGAUUUGUUUGGUGGCGGCUCCUCCAAACACUACAUUGAUCAGUGGCUCAACUCAAAGGCGGAUGCGUCCGUGGUGUACGUAUCCUUUGGAAGCCUAGCCGUUCUAUCGAAACCACAAAUGGAAGCCAUUGCCGAUGGGUUGUUAGAAAGUGGCCGCCCAUUCCUUUGGGUGGUCCGAGGAGGAGGAGGAGGAGGAGGAAAAGAAGAGGAAUCAUCGAAGAUAAUGGAUAGGUUGGAGGAACUGAAUGAAGCGGGAUUGAUAGUGCCAUGGUGUUCACAGGUGGAGGUUCUUUCUCACCCAUCGGUGGGUUGUUUUGUAACUCACUGCGGCUGGAAUUCAACAUUGGAAGGUCUGGUUUCGGGAGUACCAAUGGUGGGGUUCCCACAGUGGUCAGAUCAACCAACCAAUGCGAAGCUGAUCCAAGAUGUUUGGAGGACAGGAGUGAGGGUGAAAUCCGAGGUGGUUCCGAUCAGUAGUACUAGUGAUGAGGAAGAUAUGAAUGGAGAACAAUUUAUAAGGAAUAUUAUUAUUGUUAAGAGUGAUGAGAUUGUAAGAUGCUUGAAACUAGUAAUGGAGGAGGAGGAGAGUGGAGAAGAGAUGAGAAAGAAUGCAAAGCGUUGGAGUUAUUUGGCAAGAGAAUCUGUGAAGGAAGGUGGUUCUUCUUAUAGGAAUAUUCGAGCCUUCAUGGAACAGAUAGAUAGAGGUGGGAUCCUGUGACGUACUAGU
This is a messenger RNA of Telopea speciosissima, 1551 nucleotides long. Its product is annotated as phloretin 4'-O-glucosyltransferase-like. The transcript has 2 exons. The record is from RefSeq and is a predicted model, not a curated record. The coding region runs from base 1 to 1542 and encodes 513 amino acids. Gene Ontology annotation, molecular function: UDP-glycosyltransferase activity. Lineage: Eukaryota; Viridiplantae; Streptophyta; Magnoliopsida; Proteales; Proteaceae.